UUCCGCAGCCGAGCCAGAAACUUGAGCGCACCACCAGGAGGGACGAUGCUAAAUUGGUUAGCAUGAACAAACCAGGCUCUGAAGCAGCGAGCUAACAUUUAGUUUGAAUGGCAGACGUCGUUGCGUCCCCCUAACCGACUGGCGAAGACAUUUCUGGGGCGAACCCGAAGCUGCGUCCCGCAGUGUGUGGACUCUCAGCGGUUAAAGCUCGUCGAGAUGUCCGCUUUCUCCGAGGCGGCUUUAGAGAAGAAACUAUCCGAGCUUAGCAACUCUCAGCAAAGUGUGCAAACCCUGUCGCUGUGGCUCAUCCAUCACAGAAAACACUCGAAGACUAUCGUCGCUGUGUGGUUCAACGAACUGAAGAAAGCUCAGGUAUCGCGCAAACUGACCUUCCUGUACUUGGCCAAUGACGUCAUUCAGAACAGCAAAAGAAAAGGACCCGAGUUCACGCAAGACUUUGCACCGAUAAUCGUGGAUGCAUUCAAACACGUCUACAGAGAUGGGGACGAAAGCUGCAAGAAACAGUUGGGUCGGGUUUUGUCCAUCUGGCAGGAGAGAGCUGUUUAUGAGAACAACCUGCUGGAGCAGCUCUCACAAGUCCUGUAUGGAGAAAAGAAAUCUAAGAAGAGGUCCUAUGAGGAGAUCCACCCUGAUGAUGGUUUUACCUCCCAAAGAUCCCCUGCUGAGCCCCCACAGACAGCAGAGUUGAUUCGAGCCCUGCAGGAGCUGGAGAACGCAGCCUCCAGCGACUCUGUGCUACGUCAGCGCAUCUCGUCCCUUCCUGCGGAGGUGCAGGACACGUCACUCCUCCACAGAAUCACAGAUAGAGAAUCGGGCGAGCGGCUCUCCCGCUUGGUAGAGGAUGCCUGCAUGAUUUUAGCGGACUACAGCGGGCGCUUGGCAGCUGAGAUCGACGACAGGCGGCAGCUCACGCGCACCCUAACGGUCUUCCUGCAGAGCCAGAAGGAUGGUUUGGUGCAGAAUGAGCUGAAACUUGAAGAAUACAAGCGCAAACUGGCGAGGGUGUCGCAGGUCCGGAAAGAGCUGCGUUCACGUCUGAAUAAUCUCUCAGAUGGACUUUACAAAUCUUCCAAAUGACUGAAGACUCCCACCCCAUGUUC
This is a messenger RNA of Nematolebias whitei (Rio pearlfish), 1121 nucleotides long. Its product is annotated as regulation of nuclear pre-mRNA domain-containing protein 1A. Bases 217 to 1098 code for a protein of 293 amino acids. Gene Ontology annotation, molecular function: RNA polymerase II C-terminal domain binding. Gene Ontology annotation, biological process: mRNA 3'-end processing. NCBI's taxonomy places the organism in Eukaryota, Metazoa, Chordata, Actinopteri, Cyprinodontiformes, Rivulidae. The transcript has 7 exons. Gene Ontology annotation, cellular component: RNA polymerase II, holoenzyme. The record is from RefSeq and is a predicted model, not a curated record.